AUGUUGGUUUCUCCAUCUGUGGCCAUUACCAGAGGCACGAGGCUUUUUUCCACAUGUCGAGCUCUUCAGCAUGAGAAUCCUUUGGGGCUUCCACGCUCUGGUACCCCGCCAACUUUCCGUUCGCGCCGAGGGCUGCCCGAAAAGCGCAAGAUUCGAGAUGUCAAGAAAGUUGUUGCGGUCUCGUCAGCAAAGGGAGGCGUUGGAAAGUCUACAAUAGCGGUCAAUCUCGCACUAUCAUUUGCACGCCGUGGUAUUAAGACUGGGAUUCUUGACACCGAUAUCUUCGGUCCUUCUAUACCUACCCUCCUAAAUCUCUCCGGCGAACCUCGCCUCGACGAAAGUGGGUCUCCCUUUUAA
Molecule: messenger RNA, 357 nt
Organism: Penicillium mononematosum
Lineage: Eukaryota; Fungi; Ascomycota; Eurotiomycetes; Eurotiales; Aspergillaceae
Exons: 3
Coding region: 1-357 (118 amino acids)
Biological process (GO): mitochondrial respiratory chain complex I assembly; iron-sulfur cluster assembly
Cellular component (GO): mitochondrion
Molecular function (GO): ATP binding; 4 iron, 4 sulfur cluster binding
Source: RefSeq, a predicted model, not a curated record